Messenger RNA from Caenorhabditis elegans, 2870 nucleotides. RefSeq names its product Leucine-rich repeats and immunoglobulin-like domains protein sma-10 (gene sma-10). NCBI's taxonomy places the organism in Eukaryota, Metazoa, Nematoda, Chromadorea, Rhabditida, Rhabditidae. The record is from RefSeq and is marked reviewed. Bases 38 to 2251 code for a protein of 737 amino acids. Gene Ontology annotation, cellular component: cytoplasmic vesicle membrane; plasma membrane. The transcript has 13 exons.
UUUAAGUUUUCAGGUUUUCUGUGACAAAAAUGUGGACAUGAUUGUAUAUUCGCUAUUACUACUAAUUCUGUAUGAUUUUCUUCCAAAAGUCGUUACUUUUGAUACUGUCUGCAUUGGACUAUGCCACUGUGUUGGCAAUGUUGUCGACUGCUCUUCACUCGAUUUAUCGGAAAUACCAACGACGAUACCUAAUAACACAAGAAUUUUACUACUCUCUGAUAAUGAAAUAGAAUCGAUUGAUAAAUCGCGACUAAAAGGAUUUUAUUUUUUGCAAACCUUAGAUAUUUCGAACAACAUUAUUCGACACAUCGAUUUCGAAUUUUUCUACAAUUUGCCAAACCUUAAGAUUUUAAACAUUCGAAAAAAUCGCUUAGCACGAAUACCUCGUGGCUCACACGAGCUUGGUCACUUGGAAAAACUGGAUUUACGGUCAAACCUAAUAUCUACAGUAACCUCAGAAGAGUUGAGUUACUUGGCUGCUGUUAGAUCUGUUGAUUUAUCCAGAAACCUGAUAUCAUACUUGCCCAAACCAACUACCUCCGCAAAAGUUAACAUUGAAAAACUAGAUCUCGCAUCAAACUCAAUCACAGACAUUGGCACUGAUCAUUUUUCCAGUUUUAACACACUAGUUACUUUAAAACUGGCCAGAAAUCAUAUCACAACAUUAAAUCAAUUUUCUUUUUCAAGGCUAAGAAAGUUGGAGUCUUUAGAUUUAACUCGAAAUAUGAUACGAGAAGUAAGGUUUUUGGCGUUUAAUCAAUUACCAUCACUUCAAAAUGUAAGUUUGGCAAGAAACGACGUGUAUCGUUUGGAUGAUGGGAUGUUCUAUGCUUGUGAAGGAUUGAAACAUCUAAAUCUAUCAACUAAUAGAGUUCAAGCGGUUACGGAAGGUUGGAUGUUUGGUUUAACGAGCUUGGAAGUUUUGGACCUGUCCUACAAUCAAAUUCAAUCUUUCCACAUCAGUUCGUGGAGCCAUACUCCAAAAUUGAAAUGGCUUUCAUUACAUUCUAACCGGAUUCAAUCCCUACCUUCUGGAUCAUUCCGAGUUUUGAGACAACUAGAAGAGCUCAUUCUCUCAGCAAACUCAAUUGAUAGUCUUCACAAAUUUGCAUUGGUGGGAAUGAGCAGUUUACAUAAACUAGAUCUAUCUUCAAAUACCCUGGCAGUUUGUGUUGAGGACGGAGCGGUUCUGUAUAACACAUCAAUGCCUUUUCUUCGUUCAUUAAGGUUUACGAAUAACCAACUUCGAGUGAUUCCAAAAAGAGCUUUUGAACGAUUUCCCGCAUUGGAAGAGUUAGAUCUGACUGAUAAUCCGAUAGCAACAAUUCAUCCGGAAGCAUUUGAACCGUUGGAACUGAAAAGAUUAGUAAUGAACUCCUCUUCGAUCCUUUGUGACUGUCAAAUAUCAUGGCUCGCAUCGUGGAUUUACCGUUUGAAACUCGACAAGUCUUCCAUUAUUGCUAAAUGUUCCUACCCACCUCCUCUUGCAGACUUGUAUGUUGUAGCAAUUGACACAGCAAACUUGACAUGUCACAAUGAUUCUCCCCGAGCAAAAAUUGUUAGACAGCCUGUAGAAGUAAGCACUUUGAUUGGAGAAAAAGCUCGGUUUACAUGCAAUGUCUAUGGAGCAAGUCCGUUGAGCAUUGAAUGGAGAGUUAUGGAAAAUGGUCAACCUAGAGUUUUGGUACAGGAUUCUGCAACUUUCCUGAGCAUAAAUAGAACAGCUGUUGUGAAUGGAACAUUUGAUGAAAGGGAACUUGCGGCCGCUGAGUUACUUUUGGACAAUGUAGCUAUGACCGAUAAUUCUGAAUAUCAAUGUGUGGCAAGGAAUCGAUUCGGAUCAGACUUUUCAACACAUGUCAAGUUGCAAGUCUACCAAGCGCCAAAAUUUACGUACACCCCAGAAGAUAUGCCACUUCUCGUUGGACAGACAGCAAAAUUUUUAUGUGCAGCCACAGGAACUCCAAGACCGGAAAUCAAAUGGGCAUUCGAACAAAUUCCGUUUCCAGCCGCAGAAGCCAGAAGGCUAUAUGUAACACCAAAUGACGAUCACAUUUAUAUAAUGAAUGUGACAAAAGAAGAUCAAGGAGCAUACACUUGUCAUGCAACUAAUGUUGCCGGGCAAACACAAGCGAGCGCAAAUUUGAUUGUUUUUGAAUUAAUCUACUGUUCUAAUUCUCUAAGUUUUACUUGUUUGUUUUCUCAAACUCAAGUUUUCAGAAAACUUCUUCCACUACCCCGAAAGCCCUGAUUUAAGCCCGAUGCUGAUUAAAAAAAGAGACGCAUUAAAAAUAGAUUGCUCUUGUGAUCUUAUUUCCAGUCGACAGAGAAUGGUGUGGAAACGGCAGCAACAAGUUAUACUUUUCUUAAAGAAAGCAAAGUUCUCAGACAAUGAUCAAAUUCUGACUCUAACCCAGACGACGUUCUCUGAUUCUGGAGAAUACUCGUGUGAAUUAUGGGUUGAUGAUACGAUACUGAUGAGAAAAAUUACAAUGGUGAAGGUGGUAAACGAAGAUGAAUUUGUUUCUUCGGAAGCCACCUUAACUCAACGUGUACAACGCAUCCGAGCAAUGGCCUCAAAAUUAGUAGAUAAUAUCAAAUCUACAGGGAAUGGAAUUUAUCUCAUGGCUUCUUGUAGUGCAUUUGGACUAAUGAUUCUGGGAGUUAUCACUUCAAUUUGCAUUUGCAUUGCAAAAUGUUCUUGCAAUCAGAAUCACGUCUUCAAUGUACUACCAGUUCAAGUAUAAUCCUUUGUAAUUAUUGAAUAUUUUUAAAGCUUGCAAACUUAUCUGUCAUUUAUUUAUCUUCACCGGUAAUUUUUUAUAUGUUUUGCGGGUAUAUUUUUCAAUUCGAAUGAAAGUAAAUACUUA